Messenger RNA from Clarias gariepinus (North African catfish), 594 nucleotides. RefSeq names its product transmembrane protein 14A (gene tmem14a). The transcript has 5 exons. NCBI's taxonomy places the organism in Eukaryota, Metazoa, Chordata, Actinopteri, Siluriformes, Clariidae. Bases 115 to 414 code for a protein of 99 amino acids. The record is from RefSeq and is a predicted model, not a curated record. Gene Ontology annotation, cellular component: mitochondrial membrane. Gene Ontology annotation, biological process: regulation of heme biosynthetic process.
UAACACGUUCAACGCGCGCUGAUACCGGAAAUACCGAGGAGGGAAAAAAAAUUGCGCAAGAGAGCUGUGUCUGUUGCACUUUUUUACAGACGUAACUGAAGAUAUCUGGACAGCAUGGCGUUUGACUGGCUCGGGUUUGGCUAUGCAGCUACUAUUUUAUUAGGAGGCUUUAUGGGAUAUAAGAGAAAAGGAAGCUUGGUAUCACUGAUUGCAGGAUUAUUUUUUGGCGGCAUAUCUGCAUAUGGGGCCUUUAGGGUAUCUAUGGACCCACAGGACAAAUGGACUUUGUUUUUUGCUUCAGCUGCUCUAGCAGUUGUGAUGGGAAUAAGAUUCAAGAAAUCUGGAAAAUUAAUGCCUGCAGGUAUUAUGGCCAUGUUAAGCCUCAUGAUGGUUGGGCGACUGCUGAUCCUCUGAACAAGGCAUAGACCUGCAGCUUAUUCAGCUACUGACACUGUUGUUUUACAUUAUGCAUUACAGUGCAUCAACCCUUCAAUAAUUAUGCACUGAUAGAAUCCUCACAGUUAUGCGAUCAUGUCAGUCUUUCUGAAUGUUUAUCUUGUACAUUCCAAAUAAAGCCUAUUUUUUAAUGUUUUU